This is a messenger RNA of Hyaloscypha bicolor E, 798 nucleotides long. RefSeq names its product phospholipase. The transcript is spliced from 2 exons. NCBI's taxonomy places the organism in Eukaryota, Fungi, Ascomycota, Leotiomycetes, Helotiales, Hyaloscyphaceae. Gene Ontology annotation, cellular component: membrane. The record is from RefSeq and is a predicted model, not a curated record. Gene Ontology annotation, biological process: arachidonate metabolic process. Bases 1 to 798 code for a protein of 265 amino acids.
AUGAGCAUACACGAAUGUGUCGACGCCUACCUAUCACUUUCUGAUCGGAUUUUCCAGAAGAAGAAACACCGAGUGACGGCAAAGGGCAAUAUACAAGGACGGUUCGACUCGGAGGAGCUGGAGCGGGCUAUAAAAGACGUUAUUACAGGGAAAGGACUAGAGAAAGAUGCACUGCUAAAAGACGCCUCGGACGAGGCAUGCAAAGUAUUUGUAUGCGCCACGAGUAAGCACACAAGCGAGACUAUAUGCCUUACGAGCUACAAGUCGCCGCGCGGCUUCAGCGACCUCUUGGAUAGCGUGAAGAUUUGGGAAGCUUGCCGGGCAACUUCGGCAGCAUCAUCCUUCUUCGACCCUAUUACUGUUGGGCGGUACGGAGAGGAGUUUGUUGAUGGGGCCACUGGAGCGAAUAAUCCGGUGUGGGAGGUGUGGAAUGAGGCCCAGCUGAUGUGGGGACCGGAGCCGCUUGAGAGUAGGAUCAAAUGUUUAGUCUCGAUCGGAACCGGUGUCCCUUCCCUGAAGCCAUUUCGGGAUGAUAUUUUCUGUAUCGGUAAGACGCUUGUUGCGAUUGCCACUGAGACAGAGCAGACGGCAGAGAGAUUCCGGCGAGAUAAAUCGUACCUCGAUAAUAUUGGCCGAUACUACCGCUUCAACGUAGCUCGUGGGCUAGAGGACAUUGGGUUAGAAGAGACAAUCAGGAGGAAGGAGAUUGCUGCGGCUACACGACGAUAUGUGCAGGCUCAGGAGGUGUUCAAGCAGAUGCAGGCGUGUGCAGGUAACGCGGGGGUAAGAGAAUGUUAG